CCUCCAGUCGCUCGCUUAGCAGCACCUGCCCAGCCGGCAUUCAGUCAAGCGGUUGCCGCCGCCAGGAUGGUGCAGCUGCCGCAGCUGGUCGUCGCCUCCUCCUACUUGUGGCUCGGGCUGGGCUGGUGGGCGUCUUUGCCGCCAACCGGACUGGCGCUGCCCGAGGUGCUGUUUCGUUGCCCGCCUUGCACCGCCGACCGCCUCGCCGCCUGCCCUGCCACCGGACUCGAGACCGCCGCCUGCCUGGAGCUAGUGCGGGAGCCCGGCUGUGGCUGCUGUUCAGUUUGCGCCCGCUUCGAGGGGGAACCCUGCGGGGUGUACACGCCACGUUGCGUCUCCGGGUUCCGCUGCUACCCGAGUCCCGGCGCUGAGCUGCCCCUUCAGGCGCUGGUGCAGGGACAGGGCACCUGCGCCCGAUGGAGCGACGCGCCCGAGUACGGAGCCACCACCGUCGAGCACCCCGGGGCGGAUAAUGAAGAACAUCCUGAAGGACCUGCUAUGGAAAACUUUGUAGAUGGUGCUUCUACUGUGGUGAAUGGAAGGAUAAAGCCUCCUGUGAAAAAUGUCAAGGAAAUAGCCAUACUUCGUGACAGAACGAAUGAGCAGCAAAAGCUUAUGAGACAGCUUACAAAAAUUGAGAUGCGCCCGCAACCUCUUAGGACACCCUGUCAACAGGAAUUGGACCAGGUUUUGGAACGUAUAUCAACCAUGCGCCUGCCAGAUGAACGUGGUCCGUUGGAGCAUCUUUAUUCCCUGAAUAUCCCAAAUUGUGAUAAGCAAGGCCUUUACAAUCUCAAACAGUGCAAAAUGUCAGUGAAUGGCCAGCGAGGAGAAUGUUGGUGUGUUAAUCCCAAUACUGGGAAAACCAUCCUGGGGUCACCUACCAUCCGUGGAGAUCCUGAAUGCCACCUCUUCUAUACUGGCCAAGAGCAGGAAGAUAGGGGAAUCCCAGCCUUUCAAGUGCAAUAGAUGGACACAUUCCUACUCGCUGUUGUGUGGCUUGGCCUAUUCUCAGUGCUGGAUUUUACAUGGGUUUUAAUGCAUCUUGAUUUUUUUUUCUUCGUAUUGAUAUUCCAGCAAAUACCCAGAGAUUUUUUUGUGGGGGGUGGGGGUGGGGUGGGAAAUCUGGGCUGUAAAUUUAUCUCUGUUGCUUGCACCAUUGAGAACAUACAAUAAAGGUGGUGGAUAGAAAGGUUUGGUAUCUCAGGCUUUCCCUUCUCCUGCUUCUAACUCUACCCAAAUGCUUCUAAAUCACUUUUACUCUUGCCAGAGGAGCAAAGAAACCAAGUUCAGAUUAAAGAGUUAACUUGACCUCUUCACCCACAUGUGCUCCUGCUCCGACCAGGCUGGAUGAGAGAGUCUUUACGCUAAUUCUUUCUCACCACCCAAGCCAAAGACCAAAGAAUGUAAAUACUACAUUGUGCCUGCUACACAGAGCCCUGCAGUCUGACCAUGUUGGUCCCAUUUGAUUAUUAGGUGUGUUAUAACUCAAGGACUAAAGAGAAUCUUUGCUUAGGGUCAAUAUUUCUUGGAAGGCAUGGCCAGCAAGGAGCUACACCAUGCCACCAUGCUGUCCUAGAAGGCACUGCACUUAAUAUAAGGUUUACAAAAGUGCAAAUCCCUGCUACCACCCCACCUCCGCCCCCAGCCAUUAAAUGUUAAAGCAUCAAUGUGUAGCCUUAUUCACUGAGUAUUCAGUGCCACGAAUUAUUAUUCAGCAUCCUGCUUCCUCUUAGAUAAGACUUCAUAACCCGUAAGAAGCAAAAACCCAUUUAAAACCCAUGAGUAGACCAGUCAUUCUCCCUACCCCAAAUGACGUAGGUCCUAGAUGAGCAGUGCCUAUGUCUCUUUAAGUAAAUGACACUAAAUAUAGUGCUUUGUAAACCUUGAAAAGUGGACAGAUUAUAUGUAUAUGUUCAUUGAUAUGCAUACAAGCCUGUAUAGAAUAAUCAAGUCUGGGAGUUAGGAGAGAUAUGGAGUUGAACUUUCAGUUCUUAUUAAUGAAGUUUCUUGGAUAACCAUUUCACCCUCUUGAGUUUGAUUUUGCUUCUGGGUGGAUCAUGGAAAUAUUGAAAAAAAUGAGAAGCAGUUGCAUGUAUUAUGUCUUCUUGUAUUAUAUAUGCCAAUUUAUAUUUACUGAACAGUUGCUAUUAGUGUAAUUGUUGAAGACAGGUUUUGUGUGUGUUCCUUUUUUUAAAAAAAAUGCCAUAUAUAUUGGAAGAGAAAAAAUGAAACAUUUUCAUCUUUUUUCUGUACGAACACAGCAGAAAGGUGACAGUAGAAGAUGACUGGGCUUGUCUCUGGUUGAAAUAACAAGAGUUCUCCUUUGGUCAGUUUGCCAUUUCACUGCAUCCUUUUUACACAACUAACUCUUGUUGUUCUGUCAUGGUUGAUGCCUUGAAAGAAUCUCCUUCCUUCUCUACCUGCCUCUCCUCCCAAAAUUGCAGCACUCUAUGGCAGUUCAUUGUUUGAAACAUACUUUUGCAUUUCCAUAAUCUCUGUGAAAAUGAGGGGACAAAUUGUGAGUUACUGAGAAUGUCAAUACCUCAGACCCCUAGGCAGGUAGAUAGAUAUACACACCUGCUUCAAGAGAGAAUAUAAAAAAAAAAUCAAUGUUUCAUGUUGCAAGACAGAGACUGAUAGAUGAAAUGAGUUGAAAUUUAAAUAUUAACUUUGCUAUUUAAAUGUUAACCUAAUUAAUAUUCAAUUUAAAUAAAACAAGUAAAUAUUUUUCCAGAGCAAAUUAUAGACAGUGGAUUAUUCCCAGCAGGAAACAUGCUAAAUAAUUAAUAUGUUUUUGGGGAUAAGAGGCUCUGUGGAGAAAAAAAGGCAAUGCUGUAAGUGAAUGUGAUGGAGUAAAUCUCAAAUUGCCCUGGAGAAGUUCUCCCAGCAGGCACAGUACACAAGGAAUAAAACCACUAUGAUAAACGAUGGCACAUUCUUAUUCAUCGCAGUGAAUGAAGCCCAUUAUUUUCUUAUCAGGCAAAAUCUUGAUUAUUUGUGUUUUUUAAACAUGUAUGCUUGGUAUAUUCCAAACCCAAAAUCAUCAAACAAAUAUUCUUCUCAUUGGGAAGAAAAGAUUUGUUUCUUUUUAUUUACUUUUCACUUCCAAUCUAGCAGUUUAUAAACUAGUAUCGGUGCCUUAAAGGGGAAUAUCACCCGCCCCUUAAGUUUAUACUCUUAACUGUAGAUAUUUCUUCAGGAACAAACCUAGAAAUAUGGUGAUAAAAACACUGAAAACACUUCAUGUUCUGGGAAUAUAAAUCAACAUUUCUGUUUUGUUUUAUCUUUCCUGUGGGAGGCAUCCAGUUUAAAUACUGCCACAUUUAGUAAUUAAUAAUAAUUGGUGCUAUCUAUUUUCUAUCAAUACCCAUCAAAGAACAAUUCAAAUACUUUCCAUGUAAAUACUGCCAUUGGAAGCUGAUGCUUACAAUUUAUUCCUGUUUAGAAAUCACAAUGCUGUUUUCUUUAUUUUGUUUGAUUGCUAAACUGUAAGAAAUUUGAAAUAAAUUAAAUGGGAUGCCGGAAAAAA
This is a messenger RNA of Crotalus tigris (Tiger rattlesnake), 3532 nucleotides long. RefSeq names its product insulin like growth factor binding protein 2 (gene IGFBP2). Gene Ontology annotation, molecular function: insulin-like growth factor I binding; insulin-like growth factor II binding. Lineage: Eukaryota; Metazoa; Chordata; Lepidosauria; Squamata; Viperidae. Gene Ontology annotation, cellular component: extracellular region. The transcript has 4 exons. Gene Ontology annotation, biological process: regulation of insulin-like growth factor receptor signaling pathway. The coding region runs from base 67 to 969 and encodes 300 amino acids. The record is from RefSeq and is a predicted model, not a curated record.